GAGAGAGAGAGGGAGAGGGAGAGGGAGAGGGAGCAAGCUAUCUCUAGCUACGCCUUCCUCCGAGCUCCGGGAGCCCAGAAGAGCGCUCAUUUUAGGAUUUGGGGAGAGGGGUAAAAAGAGGGAAGGCAGCCCCCGGCUCUGCCCCGGCCCUGCCGCCCCCGGAGGGAGGGAGGACUCCGGCCCGCGCCCCCCUCCUGGCGGGCCGCCCAGCGAGCCGGGGCGCGCGCGGAGCGGGCGGCGCAGGGAGCUGUCCAGUUCAGCACCACCCGGUAAUGCAGUAGGUGGGAGCGCCUCCGCCGGGGGCCGAGCCGGCAGCGAGUGGGGGGGCAGGCGGGCGGCCCAUCCUGCAGCAAGACGCCGGCUCCCUUGUUUCCAGGAGCUUUGCAGAUAGGGGGAGGGAAACCCGCCUCGAUUCUCCGGGAGAAACCCCCUCCCUCCCCCACUUCGCCAACACUACCCCCGCCACCAACAACAAUAACCGCCGCCGCUGCUCGUCCUGCCGCCGCCGCCGCCGCCGCCGCCGCCGUGCCUGCCCGCCCUGCUGCCGCCGCCGCUGCCGCUGCCGGGGCAAAACCAUGGAAGGCGAGACCCCCGCACCUGUUCAGCUGAGAUCAAGGGCUUACAGAAUACUGGGAAGUCUGGUCUGAAACGAAAGCGCCCGAGACCCCCCCCCCCCCCCCAAGGAAGAGAACUGGCGAAGCAAAGGAUUUUCAUGGCGCAGGCCGCAGAGCCGAGAACGAAGACGGAAGGUUGCAUCCCGGCUUUUACAAUCUCUAACUGUCUAGGUCCCGACCAUGAGAGAUUGUGUUGAGAAUGCGGCUGUUCCCUGGUUCACUGUGGAAGCCAUCUCCAAAUUAGCUAUCACAUAUGGAAACUGGAGACCAGAAUUUUAGGAAAAGAGAUUAAGGCAUCUCACUUGGGGGGGUGGGGGGUGUCUUUUUAUUUUUUUUUUUCCUCCUUUUUUUAAAAAAAAUUUUACUGCAACUGGAACAGUUUCUGAUCUCAAAAGGCAAGCCUCUCUUCCCGUGUGAUCUUUAUAAUUUACACUCUUUUCCGUGAGCUUUUCUUACCUCCCUGGUUUUAUAUCUCUCCAUAUUCUCUAUUCACACACAGAUCCAUUAUAUUAGUAGUGGAAUUAUUUUUAUUUUUUUGCUUUAGUACUUGCACCCUCACACACACUCUCCCGAGAACCAGAAGUCGGUUGGGUGUUUAUAUAAUGAAGAAUUAUGGGGCUGUUUGAUCGAGGUGUUCAAAUGCUUUUAACCACCGUUGGUGCUUUCGCUGCCUUCAGUCUGAUGACCAUAGCUGUGGGAACCGACUAUUGGCUCUACUCCAGAGGGGUUUGCAAGACCAAAAGUGUCAGUGAGAAUGAAACCAGCAAAAAGAACGAGGAAGUUAUGACCCAUUCUGGAUUAUGGAGAACCUGCUGUCUAGAAGGGAACUUCAAAGGUCUCUGCAAGCAAAUCGAUCACUUCCCAGAGGAUGCAGAUUACGAAGCUGACACAGCAGAAUAUUUCCUCCGGGCUGUGAGGGCCUCAAGCAUUUUCCCAAUCCUGAGUGUGAUUCUGCUUUUCAUGGGUGGACUCUGCAUCGCAGCCAGUGAGUUCUACAAGACUCGACACAACAUCAUCCUGAGUGCCGGCAUCUUCUUCGUGUCUGCAGGUCUGAGUAACAUCAUUGGCAUCAUCGUGUAUAUAUCUGCCAAUGCCGGAGACCCCUCCAAGAGCGACUCCAAAAAGAAUAGUUACUCCUACGGCUGGUCCUUCUACUUCGGGGCCCUGUCCUUCAUCAUCGCCGAGAUGGUUGGGGUGCUGGCGGUGCACAUGUUUAUCGACCGGCACAAACAGCUGCGGGCCACCGCCCGCGCCACGGACUACCUCCAGGCCUCCGCCAUCACCCGCAUCCCCAGCUACCGCUACCGCUACCAGCGCCGAAGCCGCUCCAGCUCCCGCUCCACCGAGCCCUCACACUCCAGGGACGCCUCCCCCGUGGGCAUCAAGGGUUUCAACACCCUGCCGUCCACGGAGAUCUCCAUGUACACCCUCAGCAGGGACCCCCUGAAGGCCGCCACCACGCCCACCGCCACCUACAACUCCGACAGGGAUAACAGCUUCCUCCAAGUCCACAACUGUAUCCAGAAGGAGAACAAAGACUCUCUCCACUCCAACACAGCCAACCGCCGGACCACCCCCGUAUGAAGCCCGCGGGAGGGGGUGGGGGAGGGGCCUGGCAGCGCCGCAGGAGGGGCGCGUGCGCCGGGAGGUGGGGCGAGCAGGGGAGGGGGCGGGAACCCGACCAUCCAAGGGGAAGGGGAAACCUUCCAAGAGCAAAAAAAAAAACAAAACAAAAACAAAAAAACAAAAAAAUAAAAAAACAAAAAAAAACGAAAAAAAACAAAAAAGAGAAAAACAUAACAAGUAAAUUUGAAAAAAAAAGAACAAAAUAUAAGAGGAACACAGAAGCAAAACGACAGGAAAUGUGAAAAAAUAUUAACCGAGGGAAAGAAAAACAAACUUUAAAAAAAAAAAGCGAGAGAGGAUAAAAAAUUUAAAAUAGAAAAUAAAUCUAAAAGAAAAUGCAUGAUUUCCCAUGUACCAUUAUUUUAACAUUUAAUAAAAACCAAUUUAAACGAAAAAAUAAAAGGGAACCAAGAUAACAUUAAAGCAAAAAAAUGAGAAGGAGCGGAAAGGAAGGGGGAUGUUCUCUGCAUUUAUCAGGGGUUUAUGUUACUUUUUGUUUUAAUGCGGGAGAGUUAACUUUUCUGUUCUCUUUAACCCCAAGCGGGCUCUGCCUCCCUGGGCGAGUGGGGGGGUGGAGACUCAGGGGCCCCGGGGCCGGGUGAGCCCCUCGGUCACUGCCAGGUCCCUGGAGCCUCUGGAUGGUUGCCCCAGGAACGCUGGGCAAGCUCCGAGGCUCGCGAGGCUUGCGAGCCGGCUCCACCCAGCAUCGAUGGGGCAAUUGUAGGCCUCCAGGUGACCCUAGAGUCCUUGGUCCCUCCUGUCCGAAAGGUGCCUGGAGGGGGGUGCACUUGGGGCUUGCGUAGCGCCCAAGUUCCCAGUCCUUAAUGGUCCUUAACCCACUGUGAUGACUUCCUAGGCCUUGAGGGAGGGGAAGGAGAGGGGAUGGCUGCCUUUGGCUUGCAAGAUGCCCAGAAACCCUGGAAUCCUCAGGGUGAGCUUUUGGGGUCACCACCCCAAGCUCCUGUCCCUAGGAGCGGGAGAUGCUCACCCCCCGGGGGGUUAUAAAGCAGCUCUCCCUCCUCACCUCUCACCUCAGGGCCACUUGAUGACCCUGGGGCGAUGGUGGACCCCCAGACUCAUAGGCCCCCAGCCCCCUGGGAAGGGGGGCUCAUUGACCCUUUGGGGGUCCUUGGACUCACUGAAGCCCCCCUCCCGGGGGCCCAGCGAGUCCAACAACGACACUGCAAAAAGGUUUCUUUUUACAAAAGAAAAAGGAAAAACAAGUGGUGAUUUUUUUUAAUAAAAAAACCACAGACUAUAAAUAAAUGUAAAUAUAUAAUAAGUGGAUUUACUUGCAAGAAAAUCAGAUAGUAUUUUUCUUUUAAUUCUUUUCCAGCUUUAAACUGUGAAAACAAAACAAUGGGGUGGGGUGGGGGACUUAAAAUUUAGCAGGGAACUUGUAAAGAGAAAACAGAAAACAAAUAUACAAAUCCAUUAAAGAACAAAACAAAACCAAACUGCUGCAAGAUAUAAGGGCUGGGCUCAGGGGGAGGGAGAGGAGGAGGGCCCUGGGGGGAGAGACAGGGGGGUUCUGUGAGGAAAGACCUCUUCCUUAUACCAGGAAGGUGCUGCUAAUGUGGGAGAGAGAGAGAAUCACGAUGGAGAACCCGGUCUACACGAAGGAGAUCGAAUACCCACUCACACACACUCACAUACGCACACGUACACACUCCUCCGGGCCCUGUGCUCCAAUGACAUGCUGGGAUACACUCUCAGCCUAAACCCUUUCCUUCCCAUACAUAGCCAGAGGCAGGGUUCAGAGAACACUGACUCAUGCCCUCCAAAGCCAUUGACAACAACCACACACACACACACACACACACACACACACACUCACAUGCAUGGAAAGGGCCCCAGUCUAAAAUCUAGCUCUGGAUUUUGGAAUCCCUUGCUGCGAUGGCCUCUCUGGGCCUCAGUUUUCCCCUAUGUAAGCAUAAGGCUUGACCUACAUGAGUUUCAAAGGCCCAUUCUUAUUCUUGGUGUCGAUGACUUUUAAGAUGUGCCACCUGCCCAGAGGAAGAUGCCAGGGAUGACCAAAAUAGCUGCCAUCCAGCCCCCAGACAUUGCGAACAUUCCCAAAUCAUCAGUCAGCCUCUCAGUCAGACACACACACACACACACACACACACACACACACACACCCCAUAUGCCUCCUCACUGUGCUCCCAAGCCCCUGCCCCCACAUCCAAUGUCAGAGCAAAAAUACACACAUGUGAGCAAACAUAUCCUGCCAUUCAGACAGAGAGGGAGAAGGCACCAGAGGUCCCUAAAGUCACUCUUCAUUUGGUGUCCCCUUUCUUUAGUGCCAUAACCCAGUCACAGAGAGUGAAGGGGGCUUCUCUGAGAGAAAAGAUUAACAACCGCCAGGCCUUCCCCACUGCCUUUGGGGGUCAGAGAAAAAGGAUCCUCUGAGGUUUGCUGGGAGGGGUUAAGGUUGAGGGGACGGAGGGGAUCGCAGGUUGAGGACCAACCCCCCAAAUUAAGCUGACACCAUGGGCUAAAGUCUGGGGCGUCCCGUGUUGCUCCCCCACCUUCUUCCCAGACCAUCAAAGGCCAGUUCCGACUAACGGAAACCCAACAGCUUUCUCAAGUGUGGAUUUCAGCCCAGCCUGCCAGCCACUCUGCUCAAAGUGGGGGGCCCCUGCUGGCCCCCACUUGGUUUGCUUCGCACUGGCCUGGCCUGAAGUUCCUAAAGUUGAGCUCUGGAGAGUUGCGGGGAGUAGGAAAGGAAAGCCCUUUUUUCAAGUCAGCUGCAGCUGGAACCCUAAACUCAGCCUGAGCCACAAGGCAGAACAUCUGCUGGUCCCCCAGCGCACAGAAGGCCACGCCCCCCCGGGGGCAGAGCCAAGGCGGCCAAGGCUAGCGCGGUGGCAACACAGCCCUUCUCGGUCUGGGCAGAAAUCGCAGUCUCUCUCCCUCCCUCACCCCACCAGCUUCCAAACCUGAAAAAGAUGAAGGACUAGAGAGAAGGAGAGGCCCCAGGAAAACAGCAGACAAACGGGUGCUGUCGGAAGAGGAAAAUUGGCCCCAGUUCUCUGGGUUUUGGCAGAGUGUUUGUGGGGUAGCAACUGGCGCUUCUUUCCAGGCUGGGGCCUGGGUCGCUUGGAGAAGGCCAUCUGGGUGCAGGGUGAAGCCAGCACUGUGGAGAAAGGGCUAGGGGGCCCGAAGGGAGGGAGCGGGGAGGGGGGCUGUCAAGGGCACUGCUCGCCGGGGCAGCUGAUUGCUCAUCCCCAACUCAAACCAGUUCAAGAAACCAACCUCCGAUUUAUUUUCUUGGUGGGUCCUUUUUUUUUUUUUUUUUCAGACUGUUAACAGAAAAAAAAAAUUUUAAAAA
Acinonyx jubatus (cheetah) is the source of this 5574-nucleotide messenger RNA. RefSeq names its product calcium voltage-gated channel auxiliary subunit gamma 2 (gene CACNG2). Bases 1227 to 2198 code for a protein of 323 amino acids. The transcript is spliced from 4 exons. Gene Ontology annotation, cellular component: AMPA glutamate receptor complex; postsynaptic density membrane; voltage-gated calcium channel complex. The record is from RefSeq and is a predicted model, not a curated record. Gene Ontology annotation, molecular function: channel regulator activity; voltage-gated calcium channel activity. NCBI's taxonomy places the organism in Eukaryota, Metazoa, Chordata, Mammalia, Carnivora, Felidae. Gene Ontology annotation, biological process: neurotransmitter receptor transport, postsynaptic endosome to lysosome; regulation of AMPA receptor activity; positive regulation of synaptic transmission, glutamatergic.